CACUCUCCUCUCCUCUCUGUGUCGUCUCCAGCCACAGCAGAAGACAGCAUCCAUCCAUCAUGGCCAACUUCUCGGUCCGCUCUUCCUCCAAGUCAGUCAGGACUUCCAUGGGAGGCUCUGGCGGCUCCCUGAUCGGUGUCGGUGGGGGUUCACGGAUCUCCAUGAAAGCUGGCAGUGUGUACGGAGGAGCAGGUGGUUAUGGAAGCCGUAUCUCCUCUUCCUCCAUGGGUGGUGGCGGCGGUGGCUAUGGUGGAGGAUACUCAGCCUCCAUGAGCUACAGCGUCUCCGGCAUGGACGACAGCCUCAUCGGCAACGAGAAGUUCACAAUGCAGAAUCUGAACGACCGUUUGGCCACCUACCUGGCCAAGGUGCGCUCCCUGGAGAAGGCCAACGCCGAGCUGGAGCUGAAGAUCAGGCAGUUUGUGGAGAGCAAGGUCGGCCCCACCACCAGGGACUACAGCGCCUUCUACGCCACCAUCGCUGACAUCACCGGCAAGAUUCAGGCCGCCAUCAGGCUGAAUGGAUCCGUCCACCUGAGCAUCGACAACGCCCGCCUGGCCGCAGAUGAUUUCAGGACCAAGUAUGAGAACGAGCUCGCCAUGCGUCAGUCGGUGGAGGCCGACAUCGGCGGGCUGAAGAGGGUCCUGGAUGAGCUGAACAUGGCGAAGGGAGACCUGACGAUGCAGAUCGAGGGUCUGAAGGAGGAGCUGAUCUACCUGAAGAAGAACCACGAGGAGGAGCUGCUGGCGAUGCGCGCUCAGAUGAGCGGCCAGGUGCACGUGGAGGUGGACGCCGCUCCAGCAGAGGACCUCUCCAGGAUCAUGGCGGAGAUCAGAGAGCACUACGAGGGCAUCGCCGCCAAGAACCAGAAGGAGCUGCAGGCCUGGUUCACCUCCAAGACGGAGUCUCUGAACAAAGAGGUGGUCACUCAGACUCAGACGCUGCAGACGUCCAGGUCAGAGGUCACGGAGGUCAAACGGACGCUGCAGUCUCUGCAGAUCGAGCUGCAGUCGCUGCUGGGCAUGAAAUCGUCUCUGGAGGGAAAUCUGGCUGAGAUACAAAGCCGCUACUCCAUGCAGCUGUCCGGGUACCAGAUGCAGGUGACGUCGCUGGAGGAGCAGCUGAUGCAGCUGAGGGCCGACCUGGAGAGACAGGGACAGGAGUACCAGAUGCUGCUGGACAUCAAGACCAGACUGGAGAUGGAGAUCGCCGAGUACAGGAGGCUGCUGGACGGAGAGGCGAGCACCAGCGUCUCCUCCCUCAGCUCCUCCUCUUCCACUUCCACUACAACAAAGCGCGUUGUGACAGUCGUGGAGGAGGUGGUUGAUGGGAAGGUGGUGUCCUCCUCCACCUCCUCCUCCGCCUCGGCCUCCGCCAUCUCUGGUCGCUCCUACCGCUGAGCCGCUGCAGAGGGCGCCAGCCCUUCAUCAUCAUCAUCAUCAUCAUGAUCUGAAUCUGAUGUUCAACAAGAAAUAAAAUGAGAGUCC
Messenger RNA from Acanthopagrus latus (yellowfin seabream), 1487 nucleotides. Its product is annotated as keratin, type I cytoskeletal 13-like. Gene Ontology annotation, molecular function: structural molecule activity. The record is from RefSeq and is a predicted model, not a curated record. The transcript is spliced from 8 exons. NCBI's taxonomy places the organism in Eukaryota, Metazoa, Chordata, Actinopteri, Spariformes, Sparidae. Bases 60 to 1400 code for a protein of 446 amino acids.